Messenger RNA from Setaria italica (foxtail millet), 2238 nucleotides. RefSeq lists its product as uncharacterized. The record is from RefSeq and is a predicted model, not a curated record. Gene Ontology annotation, molecular function: RNA binding. The transcript has 4 exons. The coding region runs from base 218 to 1669 and encodes 483 amino acids. NCBI's taxonomy places the organism in Eukaryota, Viridiplantae, Streptophyta, Magnoliopsida, Poales, Poaceae.
UCCCAUUCCGCUCCCGCAGAAUUUCUCACGCCGCCAUGCCCCGCACGCUCGAGCCGCCCAGCGCAGGAGCCCCCACGCGGUCGUCGUCGGCGGUACGCCCGUCUCACCGCCGGCGGCUAAGCGCCUAGAGCUUCCGCACGUUUCGGCCCAGGCGACUGCGCGAUUUCUUCCACGCACUCACUCUCGCUCCCUACUGCGUGCGCCGUACUGUGCUGCCAUGGCCAGCCGCCUCUUCCUCCUCCGGCAGACAACAAGGGCUUUGCGGCGUCAGACAUCACGAUCCCGCCCGUUUCCCCCUUCGUCUGACGGUGGGAACGUGGCGUCUUCCCGCGGGACGCUGGAACUGCUCGCGCCUCCGGUCAGCUCGCCAUCUUAUACUUUCCACAAGGUUUUCAACCAAGAUUCUGGGUGCUUCAGUUGGCUGCAAAGUUAUAAUCUUCAAGCCUACCAUUGUAUCCAUACAAGUCGAUCAGUUAGUAGUGAAAAUCAGGCUACUGUGGAGCCUCAACAAAGUCCAGGAGCAGCUGUAUCAGUUGAUAAUUCUGGUGAACCAAAACCGAAGAGGAAAAAGCUGAAAGGAAAGAGGGCAGUAACAAGAUUUUUGAAAUCCUUGAGAUGGAAAAAGAAAAGGGAGAUUCAGAGAAUGACUGCAGAGGAGAAGAUUUUGUACAAACUGAAGCUAGCUCAAAAGAAGGAAGAGCGGCUUCUUGCAGCACUGAAAAAAAUUGAACCAGAAGAUCCGUCAGAACCUACACACGAUCCCGAGGUGCUUACACCUGAAGAACACUUCUAUUUCCUCAAGAUGGGCCAAAAAUCUAAAAACUAUGUGCCUGUUGGAAGACGUGGAAUUUACCAGGGAGUGAUCUUGAACAUGCACUUGCAUUGGAAAAAGCACCAAACUCUCCAGGUAAUUGUGAAGACAUUCACACCAGAUGAGGUCAAGGAAAUUGCCACGGAGUUAGCCAGACUAAGUGGUGGGAUUGUGCUUGACAUUCAAGAUGGGAACACAAUUAUUAUGUACAGAGGGAAAAACUAUGUGCAGCCACCACCAGAAAUCAUGUCUCCAAAAGUUACACUCCCUAGAAAAAAGGCACUGGAUAAAUCCAAAUAUAAAGAAAAGCUCAGAGCUGUUAGGCGGUACAUUCCCAGGCUUGAGCAGGAGCUUGAAGAUCUUCAUGCGCAGAUGAAGUUAGCUGGAGUGCAUAAAGGAGGUGUAGGGAAAUAUGUUGCUUCAGUUUCACAUAAUGCAAACAGUAUGGCAGCGAGAGAAGAAUCUUCUAUCUCAGUUCACAAAAAAACUGUAUCUGAUCUCCUGUCAGAAAGUGUCGAGGGGUCCAAGAGGUUAGAGGAUGAAAGUUCUGAGGUUGAAGAUGUCUCAGCUUCAGAGUCUAUGUCAUUUUCUGAGUCUGAGGAUCUCUCUGACAUUUUUGAGACAGAAUCAGAGGAGCAGGAAGAAGACAACAAGGAACGCCCCUUAUAUCUGGAUAGGCUGGAUAAGUUUCCCUCAGAAAAUAAUGAUAAUGAACCAGAUGAUUUUGAGGAGCAUCUACGGAAGAUUGCUUCACUUUCUGAUAAGACUGAUUCACCUUCAAAGGAACUGAAAGUGUCAGAGCUUGACGAGAUUGAUAAAAUCUUUCUGAGAGCUAGUUCACUAUUAAAGAAAAGGUGAAAAUUUGGAAUUUGUCAUACAACAAUAUUCAUAUUUCUAUGCGCUAUGAAAAGUAUUUUGUGCAGUUUUAAUGGCACCUUCAGAAAGGGUUUAGAUUUAUGAUCAUCUAGCUACAGGCUGGCAAAUCAUGGGAGUUUGUUCAUGCUCAGAAUCAUUCUACAAUGAUCAUAACAAAACUGGUGAGCUCUUUUGAAUUCGUGAAUUGAUAGCUCUGGUACGAGAAAUCAGAUUCAUUUGGGUACAAUGCUUUUGUUAAAAUGCAAUGACAUUUAUCAGAAUGGUUGGAACCCUCGGUAACUGGUGUCAGCUGUAGCCCUCCUAUGUAAGUGCCAAUUUUGUAGAGGAACUCUUGAUUCUUGAAGAUACAUGUGAUAAAUGGAUGGAACCCUCGGCAACUGGUGCUGUAGCCCUCCUAUGUAAGUGCUAAUUUUUGUAGAGGAACUCUUGAUUCUUGAAGAUACGUGUGUAUCCCUUCAUGCCGAACUGGCAUUGCUUCAUUUGAUUUCUCUUGUUGAAGAUCAUUAAUGUUGCCUUUAGUUGAGCUAGAUUCUGUGUGCGUGCUAGUUUAA